AGGAAAACAAAUGGCCAAAACAUGUAAGCUUUUGUUCGCCAAACAGAGAGAUAUUCAGAGAACAUAGGAGAAGCAAAAAAAACAGGUAAGCUUUUGUUCGUGACUGAAAAUGGAAGCAGCAAGAAUGAGUUUUGGACUCAAAACUCCCAUUCGUCACGCUCACAAAGUCCCACUUUCUCUUAAGACCAACGGUUUUCGUCGCUGUUUGCUUCCAAACCAAACCCUUUCUCAAAAGCAGAGAAAACACGAUCUGAUCUGCUUGAGGGCUACAAAGAGUACUGAUGAUAAAGAUCUUGAAAGCACUCGUCCUCUGACGCAGUUUUCUCCUUCUCUCUGGGGAGAUUACUUCCUCUCCUUUCCCGUUGACCAUUCUGAAUCUGAUGAGAUAGCGAGAGAGGUUGAAUCGGCUAUGAAGCCGAACGUGAGAGAUAGGCUCUUGUCUUCUCACAACAGUAACAAGGACAAGAUUCGUUUAAUCCAUUUGCUUAUCAGCCUUGGCAUAUCGCAUUACUUCGAGACCGAGAUUGAGAUGAUCCUAAAACAGGCUUUUGAAGAUCUUGACGGAUUAAUAGCCGAGGAAGAGGAUUUGGAGACAAUCUCCAUCAUGUUUGAGGUUUUCCGACUGUACCAACACAAGAUGUCUUGCGAUGCCUUUGGUAGAUUCAAAGGAAAAGAUGGGAGGUUCAAGGAGAGCCUACACGGGGAUGUUAGAGGAAUGCUACAAUUGUAUCAAGCAGCGCAUCUCGGGACACCUUCUGAAGAUAUAAUGGAGGAAGCAAAGAGCUUCACUAGGAACCGAUUGGAGAGUUUGGUAGUCCAAGAAGCGAGUACUACUACAACUCAUCCCCAUCUCUCUACACAUAUUCGUAACGCCUUAUACAGAGCAAGAUAUCAUAACAUGGAAGUACUAUCAAUAAGAGAAUACAUUUCUUUCUACAACCAAGAAGAAGGUCACGACGAGAUGCUUCUCAAGUUUGCAAAGCUCAGCUUCAACUAUUGCCGUCUGCUUUACAUCCAAGAGCUCAAAACUCUCACUAAAUGGUGGAAGGAUCUAAAUCUUGCAUCUAAGCUUCAUCACAUCAGGGAUCGAAUUGUGGAAGUCUAUUUCCCCGCAUUGAGACUUUAUUUCGAACCAAGAUAUUCACUUGGAAGAAUUAUAAUGACUAAACUUAUCAUGGUCACGGUUGUUUUGGAUGACACAUGUGAUGCAUAUGCCACUUUCCCUGAAACUCAAAGUCUGAUUGAUUCUCUGCAAAGGUGGGAUCUUAAUGCCAUUGACGAAGUACCAAUCUAUUUGAGACUCGUCAUCAAAACUUUCUUGGAAACUAUUGAAGGGAUUAAAACAGAAAUGAAGCCACGAGGAAGAUCCGCUAGCGUGCAGCAGACGAUAGAUGAGACUAAGUCCUUGGGGAGAGGAUACUUAGCGAUAUCAAGAUGGGCUCGCGAAGGCCACGUGCCAACCUUUGAUGAGUACAUGGAGGUUGGUCUGGUCACUGCAGGGAUGAAUGACUAUGCAUCAUACAGUUUUAUCGGUAUGGAAGAUUGUGAUGAGAAGCAAACGAACGAAUGGUUCAGUUCUGAACCCAAAAUCUUCGAAGCUUUAAGUAUUAUCUACCGUUUGGGGAACGACAUAGCCACCUUCGAGGGAGAGAUGAGCAGAGGAGAGGUGGCGAAUGGGGUCAACUGUUACAUGAAGCAAUAUGGUGUUACCAAAGAAGAAGCGGUUAGAGAGUUGCAAAAGAUGUGCAGAGAUAGCUAUAAGAUAGUGAUCGAUGAGUUCUUGAAGACAACUUGUGUGCCACGGCAGAUUUUGUUGCGAUGUCUAAACAUCCCGCGAGUGAUCGAUGUGUAUUACAAGGAAGGUACUGAUGAUUUCACCAAUCCUCAAGGAAAUCUCAAAGACCACAUCACCUCUUUGUUACUCCACCCCAUUCCGCUUUAAAUCACUCGAUCCCCGUUCCUUUUACUUGGUUACAUUUCAUUCCCCUACUUGUUACGUAUUUCGCAAGUAUCAGCCUAUCCCGUUGACUUUGUUGUAAUUUGGAAGUCAUCGACAUUGAUGGUCCAAUAAGAUAAUAGUACCAAUACAGACAAUUCGUAGAUACGAC
This is a messenger RNA of Thlaspi arvense, 2108 nucleotides long. NCBI's taxonomy places the organism in Eukaryota, Viridiplantae, Streptophyta, Magnoliopsida, Brassicales, Brassicaceae. The record is from the annotation of a GenBank genome assembly.